UCUGUAUGGUGGUACUUGGAGAGACAAUUGUUUUCUGAGGUGGUACUUGAUGAAGUGGGUAAGAAAUGUUUGCAUCAGUUUCCGCCAGUGGUGGCGCUCGAGCAACGGAAACAAAGACGAACAUCCGAGUCUAAGAGAAGAAGAAGAGCGCGGAAAGAAUGUAAACAUUAGAAGGAAAACAUCCGUUCAUGCGGCUCUAAAUAUACUGCCUUUAUCACACUAAGUGCAUUCACUUUAUUAAUUAUAAGGAGAGAUCUUUAAAAAUAACCAGUGGAUUAAAACGCUACCAGACCGAGUGGAUAACGAUUACGAUUCCUCAAAUCACGGAUUCUGUCAGCUGGUAAAUAAACCCAUGUUGUAGGUUUGGUCAAACAGGAGGAAUUACUGCAGGAGAAUCAACUGACAUACUAUAGUAAUGAUGGAGACUGAGGAGGAAACCUGCAGAAUAAAAGAUGAAGAGACAGAAGAACGAAUAGUAAAGUUUGAGUUAAAGAAAGAGCCCUGCGGAAUAAAACAUGAAGAUACGGAGGAACAAAUAGUGAAGGUGGAGGUUUCGGAUGAACACUGCAGGAUAAAAGAUGAAGAGACAGAGGAACAAAUAGGCCUUGCGGAAGCGGAUGAACGCAAACCGCCUCAUCGUUUCGCAGAUGAAGAUGGAAAUGCAGCCAAUUCCCAGCCUGAACAGAAUCAAGACACUAAAGUUAAAAGGACGUUCAUCUGCUCGGAGUGUGGGAGGAGUUACAUGCAUAAAUCCACUCUUAAAGCACACAUGAAAGUUCACACUGAGGAAAAACAGUUUGCAUGCGCUCAUUGUGAAAACAGCUACAUGACUAAAUCCGAGCUCAGCAUCCACAUGAAAGUUCACAACGGGGAAAAGCAGUUUGCGUGCUCUCACUGCGAAAAGACCUACAAGUACAAAUCAGUGCUCAGCAGACACAUGAGAGUUCACACUGGAGAGAAACCGCACGUGUGCUCAGACUGCGGGAAGACUUUUAGUUCGACGAGUAAUUUAAAUACACACCGGAGGAUUCACACUGGAGAGAGACCCUACACGUGCUCACAAUGUGGAAAGAGUUUCACCAGCUCGUCAACGUUGAAAGUUCAUCAGAAAGUUCACACUGGAGAGAAGCCGUAUCAGUGUUCGCACUGUGGGAUGUGUUUCUCCUAUCCGUCAACGCUGAAAGUUCAUGAGAGAAUUCAUACGGGAGAAAAGCCGUAUCGUUGCUCCUCAUGUGGGAUGAGUUUUGCUCUUUUUCACAGUCUACAAAGUCAUGAGAAGAAACAUUGCCUAGGUUAUGCCAUUGAGCAGACUUAAAGCUGCAGUAGGUGAUCGUCUUCAGAAACGUGUGUUGUUGUGCUGGUUGAAAGUCUCUUCAUAUUCCAAUAAUGAUGAUUAAAGUAAAUGAUCUAAAUGUGCUUAUAUAUUCUGGGUAAGGCAUAAGACUAAAACAGUUCAUCCAAUUAAAUAUUGUCAGCCCGAUAAUUCCCAUAAUUCUGAUAAGUAGCGCAAUCUGUCUGACAACUAGUGAAGUUUCACAAACUAGUACAUAUGCACAAGAUGCGCAGCACCUGAAACUACCGAUACUGGAAGCCUGUGCUGGCAUUUCUCCUGCGGUGUUGCUAUCAGUGUGUGAAGAGUGGGAGAAGAGGAUUGCAUUGACAAUCCAACACAAUGGGCAGCACACUGAACACAUUUUAUAAGAGGUCAAAAACUUGUAAAUAACUCAUGAAGGAAUAAUAUUAUGUUAAAACCAAGCACACCAUUGUUUUUCUGGUGAAAUUUCCAAUGGGUUUAAUGUGUCACAUGACCCUCUUCCUAUUGAAAAAAACAAAAGUUGGAUCCAAGAUGGCCGACUUCAAUAUGGCCCCCAUGGUCACCACCCAUCUUAAAAAGUUUGCCCCCUCACAUA
Molecule: messenger RNA, 1910 nt
Organism: Danio rerio (zebrafish)
Lineage: Eukaryota; Metazoa; Chordata; Actinopteri; Cypriniformes; Danionidae
Source: RefSeq, a predicted model, not a curated record